Python bivittatus (Burmese python) is the source of this 1893-nucleotide messenger RNA. The record is from RefSeq and is a predicted model, not a curated record. Lineage: Eukaryota; Metazoa; Chordata; Lepidosauria; Squamata; Pythonidae.
CUGCGAACACCCAGAGACUGACUUUGAAAAAGAAAGCGCGAAAGGCGGCAGCGCUUACCAGCUAGGAAACCAGGCGGUUCAGGGUACAUUUAGAAAACAUUUGAAAAGCUACCCUAACCACUGAAAAUGAAACGUGAUUUUAAUCAUAGCCAUGUUUACUAUGGGUCUUCGCCAUUAAAAUUAACUGGAACAGACACAAGAUCAGAAGAGCUUUGUCCUGAGAGUUACAAUGAAAAAUGUUGUAAAGGCUGUACCAAAGAGAAGCUAUUCUAUAGUGAUCUGCACAAUGGAAGUCCCAAGAGUUUCAGCCUCAAAAGUGAAGAAAAACCUGUGCAUAAUAAGGAAAACCAACAAGUAUCAUGGGGGCAUAUUGAGAGUAGCAAUGAAAUGGACAAUGAAAAUGAAGACAGUGGAUACUCCUCUCUGUUGGGCAUUCGACACAAACCCAGUGACAAUGAUGACAGCAUGCUGUUGGCAGGGAAUAUCAACAAUACACCAAAUCAUAGCUUCAGUCCAAGAAAGAAUUUGCUUCCAGUCCUCCAUUUUGAAGAACGUGUCUGCUCAACUUUGAAAAAAACUAGCAAAAGAAAUCCAAAGUCAUGGGCUCUUGUCUUAGAUAAGAUGGCUUCAAGGAAAAUGGAAUUUGUGAAUCUCAUUGGCAAAAAAAUGGGAUUAGAUAAGCUAGAUAUUCUUGGAGAAUUGUUUCAUGGGAAAUUCAGACAUCUAUUAGCAAACAUCUUAAUAUAUCUUAGCUACACUGACUUGAUAAACAUGGCUAAAGUUAGCAUUACAUGGAAGAAAAUUCUACUGAAUGACAAGUGGGCUUUCCAGAUGUAUAGCAAAGCACUAAAACUCAGUUUGCAGAAUAGCAACACAGGAGCUGCCAAACAGUCUGACACAAGGGAAUAUGCUCUCCACCGUGAACCAUUAACUUACAUUCAGAAAGUAGCAACUACACAAAUCAACUUUUCUAAAAAAGCAUCCCGAAUCAAAGCAAACAACCAGAGUAAUCAGAGCUCUUCCACUUUCAGCCGGCAUUCACAAUUUUCUGAGGUGGCCAAGACUUUGAAAAACACUGAAAGCCUGAAAGUUUGCUAUCGCUGUGGUUCCCCUGCAAAAUAUGAUUCCCAUCUGCAAAGGGCAACGUGUGUCCGAGAAAGCUGUGGUUUCGACUUUUGCACAAAGUGCUUGUGCAGCUACCAUAGUGCCAAGGAUUGCAUCAUUGGAAAGCCUGUGAAAACAUCUUUCAGACUAGGACCUCUUCCUGGUAGCAAAAAAAGCAAACAGAAUUUACGGAGACUAUAAUUUUCCUGACAUAAAUUUUAGCUAGAUAUAUAUAUAUAUAUUUUGCUUAUAGGUUCAGAAGAGGAGUGAAUGUGAAAGCUGUGGUUGUCUAAUUUAAAAAAAUGCAGUGAUUUUUUAAAAAUCCAUUUUUAAAGAAUGUUUUUCAGAUGUCUUCCUCUCCCCUUUUUAGAAGGAUAUUCAGCAGAAUUUUUAAACUAUUUCUAGGUUUACAGGGGAAUAGUACCUGUAACCCUGACUUGACAAAUAGACUGAUAGUGGAUUUUUAUUAAGUUGGGGGUAGUAAAAGUAACACUUGUUUUUAAGGGUUGUUAGUUUUUUGUCCUCUAACUUCAUGCCUUAUAAAAAGCUUUUUGGAGUUUUUACAGUACAAACUAUAAUAAGCAAAGGAUAUUUAAUGUAUUUGCAAUGCCUAAUUUUUAUCAAUUGACUUUCAUCUGAUCAAAACAUUAAAUAUGUAAAUAGGAUAGGUUUUUGUAACCACACUUGUCCUAAUAACUGCUGAAACAGUGUUGUCCUGACCCAUUUCAUCUUCAUUACUGGGUAAACAUGCCUAGAAAUGUAUAUACCUGUAAAUACUUAAAUAUUUGU